Messenger RNA from Polyodon spathula (Mississippi paddlefish), 2492 nucleotides. Its product is annotated as homeobox protein aristaless-like 3. Gene Ontology annotation, biological process: regulation of transcription by RNA polymerase II. NCBI's taxonomy places the organism in Eukaryota, Metazoa, Chordata, Actinopteri, Acipenseriformes, Polyodontidae. The record is from RefSeq and is a predicted model, not a curated record. Gene Ontology annotation, molecular function: DNA-binding transcription factor activity, RNA polymerase II-specific; RNA polymerase II transcription regulatory region sequence-specific DNA binding. The transcript is spliced from 4 exons. The coding region runs from base 76 to 1128 and encodes 350 amino acids.
GGGAAAAAAAUCACAAAAAAACUUUUCACUCCAAAUAAGACCCCAGAAUUGAAUAACUGUGAACCGUACCAGGCCAUGGAGGCAGAACGCUGUUUACCCUUCUGUUCUCCCAGCAGGACGACACCCGAAGCUUCCCCGGGUUUGGAUCACAACUCUGGGUCUUACCAAGCAAGUGAUGAACUUCAGAACCCUCAGCAUCCUCACCACCACCACCAGCACCGUCUCAGCCUCCGGGGCGACUUUUACAGCCCCGGCCGGAUCGGGAGGUUUCCAGACAGCACCGGUGAAUUUGCGCACAGCGCGCCCGCAGCUCCAGAUCCACGGGAUUCACCAGUGAAAAUACAGAGUAAAUAUUUGGAAAGUAUGAGCCAAGGCCAAAAGAGUCUAGCAGUUAGCGGAAAGCCGACCUUUUACGAGAGCAGCCCGGAAGCAGCUGGAGAGAAGCCUCUCUCCAAGCCCCUUGGAUUCCCCAUGCUGAAGGAGGCCUCCUCGGAGCUGGCGGGGGACUCAGACUCCAUCGACCUGUCCAGCAAGAACAAGAAGCGUCGGAACCGCACCACCUUCAGCACCUUCCAGCUGGAGGAGUUGGAGAAGGUUUUCCAGAAGACUCACUACCCAGAUGUGUACGCCCGAGAGCAGCUGGCCCUGCGCACUGAGCUCACGGAGGCACGCGUACAGGUCUGGUUCCAGAACCGGAGAGCGAAGUGGAGGAAACGGGAACGCUACGGGAAGAUCCAAGAAGUGCGGAACCAUUUUGCCGCCACCUACGACAUCUCCAUCCUUCCGCACUCUGAAGCCUACCCCCAGAUCCAGAAUAACCUGUGGCCGGGCACUGGCUCCGGCAGCCCUGCGGGAAGCUGUGUUUUGUCCCAUGACAGCAUGCCGUCCUCCUGCAUGACCCCCUACUCGCAUUCCCACGGGAACAUCCCCCCGGGGUUCAUGGGGAUCCCAGGCUCGCCCAGCCACCACCCGGGAAUCAACAGCCUCUACUCGCUGCACGGCUUUCCUGCCGGCCUGGGCGGCCACACCUUCGACCCCGCCCCCGAGUCCGAGUACAAGCCCGCCGGCCUCCUGGCUCUGCGCAUGAAGUCCAAAGAACCAGGCAGCCUGCUGUCCUGGACCACAUGACCAGCGGGAGCCAGGGACUAACACAACGGACACGGCUGAGGUCCUGCUGCCAGCGCAACGGCUGGGGAGUGUGAGGUCAUGCCUCGUUGCAGGGUGUACUACAGAACUCUAUCACCCUGCACCACCUGCUGGACGCUUCCCGCAUUACAGGUCACACCUGUAUCUCUUAAAUUGUGUUGAAAAGCCUCUACAGGCUGUCAAUGGAUUCACAUUGCUACCCCACGUUUUUAUAGGGGUGACCAGGAGGCUUGGGGCUAUUUAGAUAGCCCUUAUUUUUUAGACAGGACGCUCCGGUACUUUGCACUGCAAGCGGUCUGUAACCUGAGAGUUAUAGAAACAGCGAGUGCAGAAAAAGCAGUCAUUUCAAGCGGACAAUUUUUUUUUUUUUUUUACACAAUUGACUCUGUAGUAGAUGUGCAGUUUGCUUUAUAAAAAUCAGAACAGGUGCAGCUUAAACAUAUAUAUAUAUAAUCUAAAACUAAUGCAAAAUGUGACCAUUGUACCUUCAAAGGUGGUCAAAGGCAUGUUUAAAAAAAAAAAAAAAAAAAAAAAUUAAAUUUUAAACCGUUCCUCUUCCGGUAAAGAGGAUCUCCUUCAUCUUGAUCGCUUUUCUUUUGCUAUUAUUCGUAACGUUGUCGGACUGACCAGUUUAUGUGCAGCUUCCAUCUCUCUUGAAACCUGCCCGUCUUGUCAUGGUCUUGCUCCUACCCUACACGGUCCAGGUUCAUAAACAAGCUUGACUGGAAAUUAAGAAGCAGCAUGUGCGCAUCUCAUAUUGCAGGAAACAGUGCUGCUACCUUCUUAGUGCCCUUCAAUUUGAAGGCAGAUGCUAUUUCCAGUCGGAUUCUGACUGGCACUGAGGCAGCUGAUUCCGCUGCACAAAAUCUUAACAUAACCAGCCGUUGCACUUUCUCUACACUUAAAGUGAAUAAAGUAGAAGCAUUACUCUUUCUUCAGCCCUGAAGGUGUUGACCUACCGGCAGCAGUCUUUGAGGGCUCCUCACUGGCAGUAGAAUUUGUACUGGUAAUAGAAAACCCUGUAAAGACUGCAGCCAGGAGAUGUUAGGCUGGCACAGUAGUAACCACUUUGUGAGCUUAAAUGGCUGUGAUGAAUCCAGGCUGUUUAAAAAUGUAAUUACAGAAUUUUGCAUCAGCGCGCAGGCAGACUGUAGCCAGUGUUUUUAUCUAAAGCAUUUUGUUUUCCUGUCACUGUUUAUGGUGUAUGUAAAAAAUAAAAUAAAAGUACAAGUAUUAUUUAAAGUAUAUUGAUUGUGAAUAUAUUAGCCACACAUUUUGAUGUCAUGUAACAUUGUGUAAUUCAUGAUGAUGACCAAUAAACAUUUUCAAUUCUUCAUUACAGGGAA